GAGCACCGCAGCCCCAAAUAAAGAUGAGAAAGGAGACCACUAGCAGCAUCAGACAAGGGUGAGGAUGGGACAGACUGAUGACGGAGAGCCUGGCAGAGGCCCUGGGGGACAGCAAGAGGGAAGCAAAUUGCACCAUGAAAACGAAACGAGGAAGUUACUUUGUAAAACUCCGUUCGCCUUUACAACAGCCCGGUGCGUGGCACUAUCAUCCGCCCAUUUUGCAGAUAAACUGAGACUCCGUGAGUUCACACAGCUGGGAAGCGGAGAGGUGAGGGUUUGAACCCCAGCCCCAGAGCCCGGGCUGCUGAGCACCCUGAGUUCUGAACUUUUAUUUGGUUGUGACUCUUGUCCUUUCUUUCCAAAGCUUUUCCUUCCUGCUCACCAGCAGGCCCUGGGUGCUUCCACGUGCCUCCUUCCCAUGGGCUGUACUCGUUUCCUCAACAGCAGGAAUUCCUCAUCUCCGUCCUGAAGCUGGACGUGGGAAACUGAGGUGCAGGCCGGGCUGCUUUCUUCCCGGGGCUCAAGCAGAGAAUCUGUUCCAGAACUCCUCCAGCUCCUCCGGUUCCCGCAAAUCUUGGCGCUCCCUGGCGUAUAGCUGCUUCUUUGUGACCCUCUCCCCGUGCGUCCCAACUUCCCGCUAGGAAAUCCAGGAAAACCUCCUCUUACCUUUUUUUUUUUUUUUUUUUUUAACUGAAGGAUAACUAAGAUACAGUGUUAUAUUCGCUCCAGGUGUAACCUCCUCUUGAUUACAGCUGCACAGACCCUAUUUCCAAUAAGGCCACGUUCCCAGCCUCUGGCGGUCAGGGAUGCUUGCUCCCCAGGCAGGUGUACCGAUAGAGAAACCAUGGAACGGCACCCCAGGAAGCCAGGCCACCCUACCAAACAAUGAGGUGAGCCGCUGCGCGGCACGUGGGAGAUCCGAGGCCUGAGGCUGAGUGAGAGAAGCAACUUUCAGAACAACAAGCUCGGCUGAAGUUUCCCGGUAAAAUGCACAGAAAACAGCACUAAUAUUCUCCCUACGGAUGCGGAGAUGCAAGCGCGUCUGAAGAGUCACCCACUGCAGACAACGACGCCUACUCCUGCGGCAGGUCGCCAAGAGGCCUCUUCACCGCGAGCGGUAAGGUGUCCUGCAUUAGAUGAGCACGUAUUUGUGAGCUCCGCACACGGCUCCGAGAGCAGGUGCUGUUCGUUCCCGGGCGGUUCCCUGCGCUGCCGCCCUCCCGCCAGCAGGGGGCGCCGGUCUGCCCCGCACAGCGCCCGCUCUGUCCGGAAGUCCCGCCCCGACCGGAAGUCGGCGUAGGAGCAGCCGGGGAAAAUGGCGGCGUCCGCGAGCGCUGGAGCGGCGCGCCGGCUCGGCCGCCGGGGGCGGGGACCCCACAGGCAGCACGGGCGCGGGGUACGCCGCGGGCCGGGGGAUGGCACCGAGGGGGCCCUGAAGCGGCUAAAGCUCGCGGUGGAGGAGUUCGUGCAGGCGAGCUCCGAGGGUGAGAUCCCCGGCGGCGCCGCGGGGCCCCCGACGGGCGGGCGCGUGCGGCCGGGCGGGAGGAAAAGCCGCAGGGAGCUGAGGAAGGAGAAGCGGCACCUGAGGAAGGCGCGCCGGCUGCGGAGGACUGCGGGGCUCGCGCAGGGCCCGCGUGCGGGCGGCGGCGGCGGCGGAGCCGGGGGAACGAGAGGCUGCCGGGAGGCGGGGGCGGCGGGGGCGGGCGGUCGGCCGUCUCCUUGUCGGGCCCCGCCGCCGCCGGAGGGGCUGCGACCUCCCCAGGCCAAGGGCGCCCGGGCCCGCCCCGAGCCCAGAGGUCCCCCCGGGACCCCCAGGCCCUCUGCAGCCGCCGCUGCCGCUCGAAAACGAGCACUUUUGGCGGCCAACGAGGAGGAGGACCGGGAGAUCCGGAAGCUGGAGCGGCGCCUCGGCUUGAACAAGCGCAAGAGGAAGGGCGGCGGGAGCUCCGUGCCGCUCAGCUUCGCCCGGGAUGGGCUCGACUACCUCCUGGGGGCCCUGGAGCCCGGACACAACGGCGGCUGGUGCGAAGGCGGCCGUGCGGAGGACGAGGAGGAGGAGGAGGACGCUGGACAGACGCUGCCCGACAGCGGCACCGAGGGCGAAGGGCCGCACGAGGGUGAGGAAGAAGAGGGCCGGCCGGGAGCAGAAACCGGAGCAGAGACCGAGGAAGCGGACGUGGACGACGACGGGCAACAAGCCCCGCAAGGGCGAGCCGCGGGCGGAAGGAGCGAAAGGAGAGUCCGUUUCGCCGACGGAAGGAGGGAGCCUGCCCCGGAGGACUCUGACGCAGCGGACCAGCAGAGUCUCUGUGAAGACCAGGGCGAGCACAUCCCCCCUCACGUGAGGCAAGCUGAGGAAACAGCGAGUGGUCAGAGGGAGAGCCUGGAGAGGCUGCAGAAACACGUCAAAGGUCUGAUCAACAGGUUGAGCGAGCCGAGCGUGGCCUCCAUCAGCGGGCAGCUGGAGGAGCUGUACAUGGCCCACAGCAGGAAGGACAUGAACGACACCCUGACAGGCGUCGUCCUGAGCGCCUGCGCGCCCGACACUGCCAUGCCCAGCCGGCUGGUGAUGGAGCCCGUGCUGGUGCUCAGCACCCUUCACCACACGGUCGGGGUCGAGGUCGGUGCUCACUUUCUGGAGGCCGUGGUGAAGAGGUUUGACGCCGUCUAUAAGAACGGAGGCGAAGGGAAGGAGUGCGAGAACCUGCUCACCAUCAUCGCGCAUUUGUAUAACUUCCACGUGGUGCACGCUUGCCUGGUUUUUGACAUUUUGAAGAAGCUUAUUGGGACUUUCACAGAAAAAGAUAUUGAACUGACCCUGUUAAUGCUGAAAACCGUGGGCUUCUCGUUGAGAAAAGAUGAUGCUCUGUCACUCAAGGAACUGAUCGUGGAGGCCCAGGCCAAAGCCAGCGCGGCCAGCGGCAAGUUCCAGGACCAGACCAGGGUUCGGUUUAUGCUGGAGACCAUGUUGGCGCUGAAGAACAAUGACGUGCGGAAGAUCCCGGGCUAUGACCCUGAGCCUGUGGAGAAGCUCAGGAAGUUACAGAGAGCGUUGGUGCGCAGCGCCGGCUCGGGCGCCGAAACUCAGCUCCGCAUCUCCUGGGAUGGCAUCCUGAACGCCGAGCAGACCGGCCGCUGGUGGAUCGUGGGGUCCGCGUGGACUGGGGCCCCUAUGAUUGACAACAGUCAGCAGAAGGUCACAGAGAAGCCGCCCUCGGGGACGGUUAGUGGGAAGAUACUAGAACUCGCCCGAAAGCAGAGAAUGAACACUGAUGUCAGAAGGAACAUAUUCUGUACAGUGAUGACAAGUGAAGAUUUCUUGGACGCGUUUGAGAAGCUUCUGAAGCUGCGGCUGAAGGACCAGCAGGAGCGGGAGAUCGUUCACGUUCUCGUGGAUUGCUGCCUUCAAGAGAAAACCUACAACCCUUUCUACGCGUUCCUGGCUGGCAAGUUCUGUGAAUACCAGAGAAGGUUCCAGAUGACUUUCCAGUUCAGCAUAUGGGAUAAAUUUCGGGACUUGGAAAAUUUGCCAGCCACUAAUUUCUCUAAUUUGGUUCACCUGGUAGCCCACUUGUUGAAGACGAAAUCACUUCCGCUUUCUAUUUUAAAGGUAGUUGAAUUCGGCGAACUGGAUAAACCCAGAGUCCACUUUUUACGAAAAGUAUUAUAUAUUGUGUUAAUGGAAACAGAAGUUGAAGACCUUGGUUCAAUUUUUUCAAGAGUGAGCGACAGCCCGAAGCUGGGCCUGCUGAGAGAAGGUCUGAAGCUCUUCAUCGGCCACUUUCUGCUGAGGGGCGCGCCGGCAAGCACGAGCGCGGAGGCAGCCAGCCGGCUGAGGGCGAGGGCUGACCUCUCCACCAAGGCUCUGCAGGGCAAGGCUUCCCUGACGAUGUAGUCCCGAAGCGGAGCGGAGCGGCGUGCUCAUUUCUCUGAAAACGCCCUUUUUAAACCCAGAAGGCUCGUUACGCCGCUGGCCGUGUGUGCAGGUGGCAGGGCUCUGCCACGGGCUGCUGUGCUUGAGAUCUAUGUUUCCGGUAAUUUUUAAAUUCAAGGUCAUACUGUGUUUCUGUUUUAAACGUUCUCACGUAUCUGUUUCCAGAGUGGGGAGGGCAGAAGGCAGGGAGGGCAGGACAGGCGGCCACGGGCACGUCCUCCAGUAGAGACAGGGCGGGGUGCGUGUGAUCAUGUGUGUGG
Messenger RNA from Enhydra lutris kenyoni (northern sea otter), 4194 nucleotides. RefSeq names its product nucleolar protein with MIF4G domain 1. Lineage: Eukaryota; Metazoa; Chordata; Mammalia; Carnivora; Mustelidae. The record is from RefSeq and is a predicted model, not a curated record. Gene Ontology annotation, cellular component: nucleolus. The transcript has 11 exons. Gene Ontology annotation, molecular function: RNA binding; protein binding. Gene Ontology annotation, biological process: ribosomal small subunit biogenesis. The coding region runs from base 1316 to 3895 and encodes 859 amino acids.